This is a messenger RNA of Neolamprologus brichardi, 1075 nucleotides long. RefSeq names its product small ubiquitin like modifier 2b (gene sumo2b). The record is from RefSeq and is a predicted model, not a curated record. Gene Ontology annotation, molecular function: protein binding. Lineage: Eukaryota; Metazoa; Chordata; Actinopteri; Cichliformes; Cichlidae.
CGCUCGUUGAGGUGGACGCGCAUGGGCGCGUGGCCGCGCACGUUCGGUUGUAAUAGGCUAAACGGGCACGUGUACGUGCGCGUACUCGUGUUCUUUGUGUGGCAGUGUAGAGAAGCGCCAAAAGAGUGACCAUGGCUGAUGAAAAACCAAAGGAAUCAGUGAAGACAGAAAACAAUGAACACAUAAACCUGAAGGUAGCGGGUCAGGAUGGAUCUGUAGUGCAGUUCAAGAUCAAAAGACACACACCGCUCAUCAAACUCAUGAAGGCCUACUGCGAGAGACAGGGACUGUCAAUGAGGCAAAUCAGGUUCAGAUUUGACGGGCAGCCAAUAAACGAGACAGACACACCAGCACAGUUGGAAAUGGAAGAUGAAGAUACGAUCGAUGUGUUUCAACAACAGACGGGCGGACGGAUUUAAUCGGCCACGUGCAUCACCACUUUCUUCCUGGACACCACCAACUUUCCUGGCCUCUGAGGCACACAGCGCCUGCUUCUUCGCAGCUCGUCUCAACAGAAUUCCACGCGGAAGAAGUUUCCCGUUUCUCUGCUACACAUAACUGCUGUAUAUUUUCAUUUGCGCCCCUUUUACUUUUCUGUCUUUGUACAUAAGCCACAUCCACAUCACCCUGAGUUCAGAUUUUGUUUUUCCAUGCUGUAUUGUGAUAAGUGUUAAGGACUUCCCUUCCAGACUGUUAGGACUGGUGAUAGAGCGAGCAUUAAGUAAAACUGACUUUAUUGAUCAAAAUCUGCUCAGCUGAUCUUGGUCGGUGGCCAGCAAAUCUGUUCUUAAAGUGUACAAUUUUUGGAACUGGCUGUCACUUAGUGAACCAUAUGCCAAGUAUGGGGAUCACGGGAUAUGCUAACAUUUGGGUUCUGUCAUAUUCACAAAACAUAUUUGAUUUUUUACAUUUUUUAAAAAUAGUACUGGAUGUGUAGAGGAAUGUUCUGAGAAAUCGUUUUUGCUAGGCCACUUCAAAUUUUGGGAAGCCCUAAGAGAUGUUCCAGCAAAAUAAACAUCUGUAUUGUCUAUUAAGAUGCUUGUUGAAAUAAAGCUAUUGUCUUUUUCCAAACUUU